This is a messenger RNA of Drosophila santomea, 1045 nucleotides long. RefSeq lists its product as uncharacterized. NCBI's taxonomy places the organism in Eukaryota, Metazoa, Arthropoda, Insecta, Diptera, Drosophilidae. Bases 67 to 972 code for a protein of 301 amino acids. The record is from RefSeq and is a predicted model, not a curated record. The transcript has a single exon.
UUUUCAGUCAAAUCAGGCUUUCCGAAUGGAGUCAGAGUCGAGUGUUUCCAAGUAUUCGAUCGGAAUAUGCCUGGCACGAAAGCACUGCUCCUCCUCCUGCUACUGCUGCGUGCGUUCCCUCGACUGGAGAGCUUCCACUACCGACCCGCCGAAACGAAUGCCAAGCAGUGCCUGUCCGGAUUGUACGGCGAUGCCAGCAUCGAUGGGUCUGGAGAGGCGGCCGGAAACGGAGGCGGAUCCGCAGGCUGUUCGGAAGCAGUUGCGAAGAAAGCGAUUGGCGGCUGCAGCGGUGGUAGCGGCGCCUUUGGUCGCGGUGAUCCCAAGCAAAAGGCAUCAAACAUUGCCCAGAAAGCCGCUCAGGAAGCCAAGGCAGCCAGCGAUUCCCAGAUGGCAGCUGCCGAGGCGGCUGCAUCCCAGGUCAAAUCCGAACUGGCCGCCAAGGCAGCUCAAUCCGCUCGAGCGGCGGAGGCUGCGCUGGCCGGAAAACAGCAGAUUGUCGAGCAGCUGCAGCAGGAGAUGACCGAGGCGGAUGCGGUUGUCACUGAGGUUACCUCGUCCCUACAAAACACACAGGCGAAUGCCAAUGCAGCCGCAUCGGCUGCCCACGAGGCCCAAACGCAGCUCAAUCAGCUGAAGAGCCUGGUGAUGGCCGCCACGGCCAAUAUGGCCAAUAUCGAGAACGUGGCAAGUGGCGCACAGCAGGAGCUGGCCGAGAAGACACAGCUCCUGGAGGCGGCCAAGCAUCGGGUGGAGAAUCUCACCCGCCAGAUGACCGAGGCCAAGACGGACUUCGAGAAGACCAAGCAGGCGGCCUACAAGGCGGCCUGUGCUGCAGUGGAGGCCAAGCAGAAGGCACAAAGGGCUCGUCGGAUGACCCACCGCCAGCAGGUGCGAUGGGGUCCACGCAAGUUGGCCGGAAAGUUUUCCGGCGGGGGCAGCCAAAACCUAGAACCGAUUUCAGGGAUUAAUUGAUCUUUACUAUAUUUUGUUAUGUUUCGAUUUGGGUUUUAUUAGUUUCCUAUUAAAGAUGAGGAAUUUAUAUCUA